AUGCAUCCUGGGUCUGACCCAAUGGGUGCACCUCCCAGCUUUGCGCAGCGGAGGCCUCAUGCUGCUCAGUUGGGUAGCUUCGAACUUCCACCUCCGCCAAUGCACAAAUAUCCCUUCACUAACCACGGUACCGUCUCGCAGUCGUCACAGGCGCCGACAACCAUCGCUAGUGUUGGCAACCUUCUCACACCACCGAGUACCAUCCACGGCGACGUGAUAAGCCCUUCGUCUGGAGUGUCGACAAGCGGCGCAGGCCCAACAACGAUGGCCUACCCCCAGAACUACAAUCACAUCUACUCUCCACCUACGCAGCAGCCAUCGUACGGCUACCCGCCUGCACACUCCCAGCAAAACCACUAUGCGCAGCAAAGCCGAGGUAUGUUUGCUCUUCUGUACCGUGAUCGUCAGCUCGGGCACCAAGACUUACUCCGCAAAGGGCUGAACCCUCCACCCUAUGAGAUGAACAAUCAGCUGCCACCAUUUACGCCAUCGUCCAGCGGAUCACACAUGCCGUCGAUGCCUGCACACCACCAACAGCCUCAUCAUAUGAUGAGCACACAAACGCCUGUAUCCUCAGCACCUCCUCAACAGUCGCCAGCACUGCCUCAGGACUCCUUCAGGCAACCACAUCCGCCAACACCGACAUACAACUAUCAGCCAUCGGGAACGCCUCAGCACUCGAACUUCCCAUACUCCACAGGGCCAUCGCCGACUCAGCAGCACAGCCAAAGCCCGAUCAGCGCAGGUGGCUCCAUGUCUAGGAUGUCGCCAGCGGUUUCGCAAGGCCAAAUGCCCUCGAUACCAUCGAAUAACCCAGUGCAGUCACCUUCUUACUACCAGCGACCACCUCCAUCAGCAUAUGCAUCAGGGCCAUCACCAGUCUUUUCGAACGUCCAGAACCCGAACGGUGGGCUUGCCUUGGUAGGUGUACACCCUGGGAUGAUGCCCUGUUUCAACAGUGGACACGCAGCCCAGAUGCCUCACUUCAUGGCUGGACACAACCCUCAUCAGCAACCGGCUUCCAACGACCGACCAUUCAAGUGUGAUCAGUGUCCUCAGAGCUUCAACCGCAAUCACGACUUGAAGCGCCACAAGAGGAUCCACUUGGCAGUCAAGCCUUUCCCCUGCAACUACUGCGACAAGAGUUUCUCGAGGAAGGACGCACUCAAGCGUCACAUUCUUGUCAAGGGAUGCGGCAAGGCUGCCGCGAACAGCGACGAUACAAAGCGCGAGAGCCACUCGCCCAAGUCGGAAGCCGUCGAUUCGAAAGCAAUGCACUAG
This is a messenger RNA of Didymella exigua CBS 183.55, 1281 nucleotides long. RefSeq lists its product as uncharacterized. The transcript is spliced from 2 exons. Gene Ontology annotation, cellular component: nucleus. The record is from RefSeq and is a predicted model, not a curated record. The coding region runs from base 1 to 1281 and encodes 426 amino acids. NCBI's taxonomy places the organism in Eukaryota, Fungi, Ascomycota, Dothideomycetes, Pleosporales, Didymellaceae.